Messenger RNA from Cynara cardunculus var. scolymus (artichoke), 1526 nucleotides. Its product is annotated as F-box protein At4g00755-like. The coding region runs from base 219 to 1334 and encodes 371 amino acids. Gene Ontology annotation, molecular function: protein binding. The transcript has 6 exons. The record is from RefSeq and is a predicted model, not a curated record. NCBI's taxonomy places the organism in Eukaryota, Viridiplantae, Streptophyta, Magnoliopsida, Asterales, Asteraceae.
GAAGUAUGAAAACCGGAAAAAGGUUUUCCCACAUCGGUGUCGCUGCCAAUUUCUUCAUAAACAUCACCGGAGUUUUCUCCACCUCCGGCAGUCACUUUUUCCCGCCUCACCACUCUCUCCGUCCCUCACUGACGGCGAUUGAAUUGCGUAUUUUUCGUCUCUAGGGUUUAAUUCCAAUCAAUUCGCUCCCACCUGUUCGUGAAGCAACAAAAUUGGAAAUGGAGACUCGUAUUGACUUUGUGCGAUGGCUUGAUAUUGAUGUUGUACUCAAAAUCCUUAUGUGUCUGAAUGAUCCAGCUGAUCUCAUCCGUGCAUCAGCUGUGUCUCAAUACUGGCAAAAGUUUGUGAUUUCUUAUGGACUUUGCAAGCAACUCUGCACAAAAACUUUUCCCCAGCUCGCCAGCAUCACUCACGUAACAGAACCAAGUGACAACUCUGACGAUCCUUCUGGCGGCACUUCUGAAGACAGUAUUUUUCGGAGAGAACACAGGGCAUACGCUUCACUAUUUCAAGCCGUGGCCUCAUUUCCGGCGAGGUUUUGCAUCGCUUCUCCAGUAAGCGCCUCCAGCACUGAUAAUUACCCUGAAGAAAGCAUCGUGAACACUCUAGAUUCUAGGGACCAAAUUCUAGUCAGAGCCUCUUACUGGUCGAGUAAAGGGCACGACGAUCCAGAAUUGCCAGAAACUCUGAUAUACAAAUUGAAUGCUAAUUUUUGCGUUAUUACAGAGAUUAAUAUUACACCUUUUGAAGCCUUGUUCCAAGUGGGGUCUCCAAUCUACUCAUCAAGAUUUGUGCGAUUCCGAAUGGGUCAUCCUAAGUCUUCUUCUGAUAUAGAUCGUGAUUUCUUGGAUUCACAAGAAGACGCGAAUGAUAAAUUUGUUUGGACGUACACUUCUCAAACUUUCCCAAUGGCUCAGGAAAAUCGCGUACAAUGGUUCAAGUUGCCCGAGCCUGUACUAUGUAUCGGUGGAUUCUUGCAAAUUGAGUUGUUGGGUCGGGUCCAGAAACAACGAUCAGAUGCCAAAUACUAUAUAUGUGUGGCUCACGUCCAAGCUAUAGGAUGCCAACUAUCACCUGCGUUUAGUGUUGAUAUUUCCGAACCAUCCAACACUAUAUCUCUUGAAUACAAUUCCAAAGAAUUCAUGCGCAUUUCGCAAGAUCCUUCCGCACUCGGUACUAAUCUGCUUCCGGUUCAACCUCCUCGAGGAUUCAUUUGGGAAAACUUGCAGGAGUUCGUGGAUAUGAUUCAGCUGCAGCAAAACGUAAUGGAGUUCGCGUGGAUUAAUGACGACUUUGAGAUGGAUGAGUUCGAUCCGGUAGCGCUUAUGAUGUAGGUAAGCUUUCGUAGAUAUAUGUGUUUCUACAAUCUACAUGGAUGUUUUCUGCUCGUUUUCUUCGUGUAUGGAACGGGAUGGUGUUUUUCGAGCAAAAUAGUUGUUGUGUUUGAUCCGAAGUGAAAUUGAAGCGAAAACAAAACUCGUGUUGUUCAAGUUUUUAUAAAUUAUAAUAAUACAAGUUUUAUGGAA